Molecule: messenger RNA, 3387 nt
Organism: Scaptodrosophila lebanonensis
Lineage: Eukaryota; Metazoa; Arthropoda; Insecta; Diptera; Drosophilidae
Product: extensin
Exons: 3
Coding region: 1-2448 (815 amino acids)
Source: RefSeq, a predicted model, not a curated record
AUGGGUGCGAUGCAACGCGUUGGCCCACCCAUGGGCGCUGGCCCGCCAGGCAACGCAGUUGUUGGCGUCGGCGGCAUGAUGGGCGCUGGACAACCGAAUGCGCCACAACGCGGUGGCGCUGGCGGCGGCGGAGGUGGCGUCCCACCCCAAGUCAACUCCGCACAAAUCCAAAAGAUGCUGGACGAAAAUUGUGGCCUCAUACAGACCAUACAGGACUUUCAGAACAUGGGCAAGUCGCAGGAGUGUAUGAGCUAUCAUGUGGCAUUGCACAGAAAUCUCGUCUAUUUGGCACAGUUGGCCGAUCCUGCUAUGAAUAUAUCCCAAAUAUUGCCGCCGCCGCACGUUUUACAAACGCAGGCCAUGCAGCAGGGUCAGCCGCCACCUGGGCUGAUGGGCGUGCCGCCGCCUCAACCGCAGCAGCAACAACAGCAGCAGCAACAGCCGCCACAGCAGGUGGCACCCCCGCCCGGUGGUGUCAUUCAAGCUCAAAUGGCGGCUGGUAUGCCACCCAUGCAACAUGGGGGCGAUUCUGGCGGUGGCGGCACCGUUGUCCAAAUGCCCCCCUAUGCCAAUCAACAGCAGCAGCAGCAGCAACCGACGCAUCCCGGCAUGCCGCCCAAUGCCCAGCAACAGCAACAACAGCAAUCUCAACAACAGCAGCAGCAGCAGCAACAACAACAACAGCAGGCGGCAGCUCAGGUCCAACAGGCGCCGCAGGUCAAUCAGGCGGGCAAUCAACAGCAACAACAACAGCAGCAGCAGCAACAACAACAGCACCAACAGGGUCCGUAUCGCACACAGGGCCAGGGUGGACUUCCCAAUGCCCAGCAACCCACAGCGGUCACAAAUGCAGCGUCCAAUCAGCAGCGUCCCAACAAUGGUCCAUUGCCGCCUGGCCAGAAUCAACCGCAGCAACAACAACAGCAGCCACCACCACCACAGCAGCAACAACAGGCACCCAACCAACAGCAACAACAACAGACGGUGGUGCCACCACCACAGACACAAUAUCGAGUCAGCUACCAACAACAACAGCACGGUCACUAUCCUGGCUAUCCGCCGCAGUCACAACCACAAUAUCAGCCACAGGGCGCUUACCCGUAUGGUCCGCCCACUCAGGGAUACGGCCCGCCACCGCCGCCUAAUGCUCAAACUGGGUACCACCAUGCAGGCAUGCCACCCACCUCGUCGGCAAGUGGUGCACAUGCCUAUCAACCGAAUGCGGCGGGUGGACAGCAAGCGCCGCCACCUGGUGCGUAUGCACCACCGCCGCCCAGUGGUCAGCAGGUGCCGCCUGGUGGCCAGCAGCCGCCGCCACCACCACCGGGACAAAUGUACGGUCCACCGCCAACUGGUGCUGGACAAGCGCCACCGCCUGGUGCGCCGCAAAAUGUUCUAGCUAAUCAGUAUGGGCCGCCGCCGCCACCAAAUGCGGGUGGUGCACCACCACCACCACCCAUGGGCUAUGCCAGCUAUGCGCCCAACCAGUAUGGUCAAGGAGCCGGUGGCGCUGCACCACCCGGCAACUAUGGACCACCUCCGCCGCCACCCACAAGCAAUGCACAGUCGCCGUAUCAGGCAUAUCAACAGGGUGGUGCAACUGGUGGUUAUCCGGGUCAGCCACCACCACCACCAAAUGCUCAGCAAGCGACCAGCGUAGCUGGAAACGCAGUUGCUCCACCACCUCCGAGCAGCUACAGCACAGCACCGAGUCAAACGCCACCGCCAGCACAACAGCAGGGUAAUCAACAACAACAACAACAACAGCAGCAGCCAGGUGCCAAUAAUCCGAAUGGGCCACAAACACCGCAAUCGACACCGCCGCCACCGCCUACAUCGGUGGCCAACCAACAGCCACCCAGCGCACAACAGACGCAAUAUGCACCACCGCCACAACAGCAGCAAGCACAACAAUUGGGCGCCGUCGUUUCUGGUGUGGCACCAUUGCCGACACAACAACAGCCCACAUACUCAACACCGCCGACCACUUUGUCAGGCGGACCAUAUGGUGCACCACAACCCACACCACAGCAGCAGCAACAAGGAGGACCACCACCAACUGGACCACCGCAGCAACAGCAGCAACAACAACAGCAGCAGCCACCGCCAAGCGGUGGUCCACCCAACACAACAGCACCACCACCACCGCCGAAUGGUGCUGCACCGCCGCCCAUGCCGCCAAAUCAAUAUCAACCAGCGCCGGGUGGACAACCCUAUGGUGCACCACCGCCACCACCACAAGGCUAUGGACCGCCGCCACCGGGCAGUACGUACCCGGGCCACGCCUACCAUCAGCCACCGCAGGCGGCUGGUUAUGCACAAUACCCUCCGUCGCAGGGCUAUCAGGGCUAUAGACCAACUGGAGCACAAAUGCCACCACCGGGGGCACCACAGGGCCCACCGCCAGCUGGCGCCUAUGCCUAUUAUAGUAAUCAGCCGCCGCAGUGAGACGCGGGUGGCGCCGGCGUACGCAAACCACCGGUGGCUCUGAUGGACAACAUAACGUACGCCUGGCGUGAAACCACUCCCAAGUAGAAGAAUAUUUAAAAAAGAGCAAAGGGUAUAUAAGAGGCGGGUGGGUGUGUUCUCUGUACCCCCCACACUUUUUAAUUUUAUUUUAUUCUGUUUUACAUUUUGGCUUCUCAUGUUACAGUGCAUCCUGAGCCGAUCGAUGUGGAUGUUGCCUCCAAGAACGGUCUUGGGGGGGGCACUUUCCAAGCCUCUAGCACUAGACAUGCAAUGGGCGAAAGCCUAGCUUAGACGCGUCAGUGUGCUGCUGUCCCUAACACCAAAUCCAUGGUCUGAAUUCUCUUUGUUUUUAAACACACAUAUAGUAUAUACAUAUAUAUAUAUAUAUAUAUAUUCAGCAUGUAUCGACGCAUUAGCUAGUUUUGGUAAUAUUAGGUAUUCCCUAUUACUCUAAACUAGGCUUUUUCCCUACCAUACUGGGUAUAUAACUCUAGAAAAAAAUAUGUGAUAUUUCCCCAUACAAAAAUGAUUUUGAGACUUCAUUUUUGUAAAUGGGAAAUUUUACAAAUUUUUAAUUUUAUUUAAUUCCAUAUUUUUUAUACAACUAUUUUUCUGCGUUUUAUACCCAGCUUUAUAUAUUUAGCUGUAGUUUGUAAGCGCAUAGAGAAACGAGGAAAGUAAUAGUAGUAGAUGAUGAAAGAAACUGCAGGGACAACAAAUUUUAACUGUGGGGAAGAGAAAGCAGCUGAAGAUGAAGAAUUAUUGUAUUGCAUAAUGUUUAGGGAUAUUUUUGAUUUUUUUUUAUAUGCAAACAAAAACGUACUAUAUAUGUUAUGUAUGUAAAUGUAAUCUAAGUUAAAAGCACACCUAAUGUUCGUAUUUUGUUUAUACUUUAUAAUAUAAUUUAAAUGAAAUUUA